AGCCAGCUAAUGAACUAACGAACUCGUUAACUGAUCACCUGCUUCUCCUCAAGGUACUGCUGGCGUGCGGUGAGGCGAGGCUGCAGGGAUGGAGGCGCUGCCCGAGCUGUGGCGUCUGUGACAGAAUAUGGGGCAUUUAUAAAAAUCCCAGGCUGCAGGAAGCAAGGCCUAGUUCAUAAGACUCACAUGUCUUCCUGCCGGGUAGAUAAGCCAUCGGAGAUGGUGGAUGUCGGAGACAAAGUGUGGGUAAAGGUUAUUGGAAAAGAGAUGAAGGAUGACAAACUGAAGCUUUCCCUCUCCAUGAAGGUUGUUAACCAAGGCACAGGAAAAGACCUUGAUCCGAACAAUGUUGCCCUUGAUCAGGAUGAGAGGAAAAAACGCAUGUUUAGAGACUACACUAGCCAGAAGAUCACACUUGAAGCUGUCUUGAACACUGUGUGUAAGAAAUGCGGCUGCAAAGGUCACUUUGCCAAGGAGUGUUUCAUGCAGCCUGGAGGAACCAAAUAUAGCCUGAUUCCAGAAGAGGAGGAAGAGGAGGUGACAGCAGCAGCAGGUGAAAGACACAAAAAGAGCAGCUUGACUGAUGAUUCUUCAAAGAAGAGGAAAAAGGAGAAGAAGAAGAAAAAGAAGCACAAGAGCAAGCAGUCCUCCGAGUCUGACUCGGACAGCUCUGACUCGGACAGCAAUGGGGCUCAGCCAGCCAGCAAGAGGGCCAAGCACUCGGGGAAGACCAGCAAGGCUCAGAAGAAGAAGAAAAAGAAGCAUAAAAAGAAGGCCAAGGAGUGACCGGGCAGACGGGCACUGGUGUUGUGAAUCCCUGGAACACACUGUUGGGAGCAAGCGGGACUGAAUCGGUGUGCUCCUCACACCAAGUCACGGAGAUUCCUUCUUCCCAAAGUCACUCAGCCUGUGCUGCUGAAGUUGUUGAUGUUGCUGUAAGUUUUUCUGUUACCUUAGACGUGGGCUGCCACUUCUCCCAUCAAGGCCAGCGGCCAUGCCUGCCCCAGGAGGCUGAUUGCACCCCUCCAUCAGCAGCUCUCCUGUCCUGUAGCCUCCCAUCCGGCUGGGUGAGCUGCCGGGCUCCUCGCACAGCAUCAGGCAGCUGCCUUGAGCCCGUGUGCCAUCAGCCCUGAUUCUGCUGCCUGUACGAGGUGGAGCUGUGCUGCCUGGCCGUGCUCCCAGCCCUGCUGCAUGCGUGCUGCUGGCUCAGAGCAGUGCAGGGACCGAUUGCAGCCCUGAUCAACACUGUCCCUGCAGAGCAGCUCUGAGAAAGGGCCCUGCUAUCUCUGCACUUGCCCCUUUCCCAGCUCGAGGUGUUGUUAACCCUGCCUGGAGGGGGUUGAUUCAUGAUUUGGUUUUGGUACACAAACCCUCCCCCUGCCGCGUUCAUUUUGUCUGUAAAUAUUGAGAGUGGGAGAGUAAGGAGCAAAUUGGUGAGUGGAGAUAUUUUAAGUAAACAUUAACUGUGGGGUAUUUGCUGCCUUUGUAAAGGAUGGAAAAUAAAUCUCUCAAAUCUCCAGUU
Messenger RNA from Anas platyrhynchos (mallard), 1522 nucleotides. It is a transcript of the gene ZCCHC17, whose product is annotated as zinc finger CCHC-type containing 17. Gene Ontology annotation, biological process: RNA stabilization. Gene Ontology annotation, molecular function: zinc ion binding; RNA binding. The record is from RefSeq and is a predicted model, not a curated record. NCBI's taxonomy places the organism in Eukaryota, Metazoa, Chordata, Aves, Anseriformes, Anatidae.